This is a messenger RNA of Impatiens glandulifera, 621 nucleotides long. RefSeq names its product MADS-box transcription factor PHERES 1-like. The record is from RefSeq and is a predicted model, not a curated record. NCBI's taxonomy places the organism in Eukaryota, Viridiplantae, Streptophyta, Magnoliopsida, Ericales, Balsaminaceae. Gene Ontology annotation, molecular function: protein dimerization activity; DNA binding. Bases 1 to 621 code for a protein of 206 amino acids. The transcript has a single exon.
AUGAGGAGGGGAAAAGUUAAGCUCACAUUUAUCGAGAAUGCCAAAUCAAGAAAAUCGUUCUUAACAAAGAGGGCAGUUGCUAUUUCUAAGAUGGCAAGCGAACUCGAAAUUCUUUGUGGUGUGAGUAUUGCAUUUGCCUUCUUUAACACCAAUAAUGUUGAGCCAUGUGAAGUGUUUCCAUCCCAUGAGGCAGUGAAGGAUAUGAUGUCUUAUUUCAUGAAUGUGCCUCCCAAUGAACAGAAAGCAACAACUCAAGACGUCCACCUCUCUGAAAGGAUAACUAUAGAAUCCUCCAGAUUGCAAAUUUUGAAGGAGAAGAACAUCAAAUUUGAGGGUCUUGAAUAUUUAGGAAAACUUUUUGAAGGUAGUAUCGAUUUAAGUCAAAUUGAAUUACAAAUUCUUUAUUCCAUGAAUCAAGUCAUAGUUAGCAAGUUUGAAGAGAUCGAUAGAAACCGAUCCCAAAACAUGAACAAUGACGGAGCCCGCGAUGAUAAUCAAUAUCCUCCUGAACCCCAACAAGGAGGAUCUAACUUCAGCAACAACAUGGUUCACUUACCGUGGAUGAUGCAGUCAGCGUUUGAUCCAUCUGCAGUUGGAUCUAGUAAUGGAGGGAGAAAAUAA